UUGAUAGUUAAUUCAUUUGCAAGUAAUAUAAAAUGAAGAAAUUUAUAAAAUUUUCAGAUUUUCUUAUCUCUUAGUAAAUAAAAACUAAGAGCAUCUUUAACGUUAGGAACCAAUAAGAGUUACCAAAAGAAAAAAAAAAUUAAUAUUAUAAUAUUUUAUUUACUUUUUAUUUUCUUGUAAAAAGUAAAACCAAUAACCAACUGACACAUAUGUAUAUGUAUGUAUGUUUCGAAACUAUCUCUAAGAGCACCCACAACCGUGGAUUUUGAUCAAUCCUUAGACAAAAUCCGUAGGAUUAGGGUAUUAAAAAAAUAAUAUUUAUGCUUAAUGGAGGAAGGACUGCGCCGUCGCGAGGGUUUAGACGGAUCGAAUCCUUAGACACGUGGCUUCUUCUGAGUGGGUGCGUGGGCUAUGCGUUUGGGUGGGGUCAAAAAAAAAAAUCAUUUUCCAUCGAAACCGAAAAAAAAAAAAGUUAAGGAGAGAAAGGCGAUUUACAGGCGAUCUCUCUCGAUCUCGCUCCCUCGGCUCCAGCUAAGGUUUACGAUAAUGGGACAAUACAGUUACAGCCAGCCAUCUUCAUCAUCAAACUCUCAAGACUUAAACUCCCUCCUUCAAGCCGAAGCAGAGAUGUACGCGGCUGAAGCUGAGAUAAGUCAGUGGAAUGCAGAGGCCAUUCACAACGAACCAUCACAAGAGGGUGAUGAUGGAAUCCCCAGGACAUGCUACUGUGGGUCGGAGCCUGUUCACGGUUAUUCCCAAACUCCUAAAGAUCCAUACCGACGGUACAUUACGUGCCCCAAUGCUGAUGAUGGAGACUGCCACGUCUGGAAAUGGUGGGACGUGGCCGUCGAGGAGGAGAUGAGGGACAUUCAGACGGAGCUUAGUGAGCUUAAGGGUGAAGCCAAUGAGCGUGAGCAGAAGCUGCUCAUCCUUGAGAAGAGAAUAGGCGAGCUUACAAAGAAGAAAUCAGGAGCUAAGCUAAUGGUCUUUACCAUAGUUUUAGUAGGGUUGGUGUUACUUAUAAAUGUGCUAGGUUAGUUUCUUUAAUUGUUUCAUCUCUUUUAGUUAUCAAAUUUUAUAGUUUGAGAAAGUUGAUUGUUUGUUCUUCUUUUUCAGGAAAAAUUGAGAAGGAUUCAAAGGAGUGGGGUGUACCAGCUAUGUUUCUUUAACGAGGUAAUUUUUUAACUUUCUGGUGUUUUAACUAUUGAAAACUAUUAGUGGUGUUUUAGAAACCGGAAGGAAAAAUAGCUACAAAACUUAAGUUGCUAGCUACGGUUGCGGGUUUACUUAGUCAAAGAGUUAAUGAAACUCAAUUGCUUUCCACCCUAUGAGCUGGUUUGAUUUGAUGUGCUUUUAUUGGUGUAGAAUAGUCAAAAAACUUAAGUUGCUAGUAGCUACCAUUGUACUUUACUUAGUAGAAUAGUUAAUGAAACUCAACUGCUGUGGUGUGAUUGCUUUUAAUUAGUUAAGUGAUAGAAGGCUUAUUAAUAAGCCCUCUGUGUCACUAGUAGAGUGUCACAGAGAAGCAAUUGAAACCAUGCCUAAUAACUCACAAAGUUUUACUAGCUUUCUCCUUAGUCAAAAUACAGUUGACCUUGAUUCACCAGAACCUUUUUGGUUCGGUAGUCAAGGUCCUGAUGCGUCUGGUAGCGAGGUUCCUGUUGCGUCUCCUGUGCUGUCUGGUACCGACGUUGGUGCUAAGUCUGGUGUGAAUUCUAACCCUGAGAGGAGGAAAUGGACUCUAGCAGAGGAUAAAAUCCUUAUUGGUGCUUGGCUAAACACCAGUAAGGACCCUGUGGUGAGCAACGAGCAGAAAACCGGUGCUUUCUGGUUCCGUAUAGUUGAGUACUACAACGCCAGUCCCCUCCUCGCUGGGACAAUACGGAGAGAACUAAUGUCUUGUAAGCAGAGGUGGGCAAGGAUAAACGGCGACGUUGCCAAGUUUGCUGGCUCCUAUGAUGCGGCUCUGAGGGAGCAGAGAAGUAGGCAAAACGAUGAUGAUGUGAUGAAAACGGCGUUAGACAUUUUCUUCAAAACGUUCGGCUACAAGUUCGCCAUGGAUCACAGCUGGAGGGAGCUGAGGCACGACCAGAAAUGGUGCUCCUUAUAUCCGGCAAAGGAGAAGCGCAAACAAGCUGUGGAGGUGGAUACAGAAGAAGAGCAGUUUGUCGAUCCAGAGGUUAGACCACCAGGGGUAAAGGCUGCGAAAGCUGGUAAGAAGAAGAAGAGUGGCAGGGAGGAGGAGUUGUCGCAGCUACAGGGGGUUUUAGAAAUUAAACAAAAACUGUCAAAACAGAAGCUUCUUGAUCGUUUACUCGCAAAAACAGAACCUCUCUCUGAAAUGGAAAUCAGUCUUAAGAUCAAACUAAUGUCAGAAAUGUUAUGAUAUUUUAUUAAUCUUGCUUUUUAGGUAUUAUAACUAUUUUGUGUACUUGAUCACUCUGUUAUUUGGUCGAAAUUGAUAUUUUUAAAAAUGCUUACUAACUCUUAUCACUCUGUUUUGACAGGUUGACGCAUGUGGGAAGGAGUCACGGGUGCAUUUGGUCUGUAGCUCUUGUGGGAAGGAGUCACGGGUGUUGCAGGAGCCACGGGUGUUGUAGGAGUCACGGAUGACUCUGUUUCCUUUAGUAUAAGUAGUAGUGUUGUAGUUGUCUCUGAGAGUUUGUAUUAAUCAACUCUCUUUGUUUUCCUCGGAGCUGUUCUUAUCUACCACUGCACUGAAGUUUAGGUAAUCUACUCUAUUUGUUUUCAAACUUGGAAAAAAACGUGUAUCCUCUAUAUUUGAAUGAAUGUCUGAUCCCUUCUAGUAUUUGCUUGUUCGGACUAAUACCAUCUAAUAAUAUUUAGAAAUUCCUUCUAGUGCACAUUUGAACCAUAUAGAGUUUCAAAUGACUAUGAUUGAUACGUUUUAAAUGGUAUCACGAUAAUGAGUCUACACGUUUUAAAUGGAUGUGAACAUAUAAUAGUUAGAAAUUCAGUUGAUUACGAUCACGAUUAUGAGUCUUGGGUUGUAGUCUUACUUGAAAUUAUUAUUAGCCUGUAGCACAAAUUUGAUUACGAGUCAAACCAAACCAAUAAUGAACUUUAAUGUGGAGUAAACCAAUGAAACCAAUGUUGAAAUUUAAUGGAAUUUGAUUAUGUAACAUUGCCCUUUUGUUUAAAAUAAUAUUUUGGUUAAAACUAUAAUAAAAAUGUCUAUCCAAUCUUAUUUGUUUAAGAUAAUUAUUUUCUAGAAAUGUCAUCAUCUUCAUCCGAUGAAGUCGAUGCAAGAUUGGACGAAAUUUGUGAUGAAUACGUGGAAGAAAUAUACAACGACAUAGUGGAGACCCAAACCAUACCACAAAGGACACGUCAGUAUGUUGAACGACACCGCGAAGGAGGACAAGACCAGUUAUGGAAUGACUAUUUCAGCGAAGAUCCGACAUUCUCGACUGCAAUAUUCAGACGCCGUUUUCGCAUGAAUAAGAAUUUAUUCUUGCGUCUUGUUCAUGGCCUAGAAGAGUACUUUCCAUUCUUCCAGCAAAGAAGAGAUGCAACCGGGAGAUGGAGUCUUACGGCACUACAAAAAUGUACUGCUGCUAUUCGACUGCUUGCUUAUGGUAAUGCGGCUGACACCGUUGAUGAAUAUCUCCGACUUGCUGAGACCACUGCACUUUCGUGUUUACAUAAUUUCACAGACGGAAUUAUACAAUUAUUCGGAAAUGAGUAUCUACGACGACCCACACCGGAGGAUCUCCAACGGCUAUUAGAUAUUGGAGAGAAACGAGGGUUUCCUGGGAUGGUCGGGAGCAUUGAUUGUAUGCAUUGGGAGUGGAAAAACUGCCCAACCGCUUGGAAAGGACAAUAUGCACGUGGAUCGGGAAAACCGACAAUUGUCUUAGAGGCGGUAGCUUCUCAAGAUCUUUGGAUAUGGCACGCCUUUUUUGGUCCUCCAGGUACCUUAAACGAUAUUAAUGUUCUCGAUCGAUCUCCUGUUUUUGAUGACAUUUUACAAGGUCGAGCUCCGAGGGUAAAGUACAUGGUCAACAGACACACGUAUAAGUUGGCGUACUACCUCACAGACGGUAUAUAUCCAAAAUGGUCGACAUUUAUCCAAUCUAUCACACUCCCACAAACUCCUCAACAUGAGUUAUUUGCUAAAGUUCAAGAAGCAACCCAAAAAGAUGUGGAGCGGGCUUUUGGAGUUUUGCAAUCUCGAUUUGCAAUUGAUAGAAAUCCGGUUAAAACAUUGAACAAAGAAAAGAUAGGGAAGAUUAUGAGAGCAUGUAUCAUACUCCACAAUAUGAUAGUCGAAGAUGAACGGGAUGGAUACUCUCGUAUUGAUAUAUCUGAAUUUGAAGAAGGAGACGCCUCCAGAUGUUCAGAGGUGGAAACCGAGAUGCCAACAAAUCUGAACAAUAUCUUUCCCACUCUGAAUGAUCUUCGUGAUAGGCAAACGCAUGAAAGAUUGAAGAAUGAUUUAAUCCAAAAUAUUUGGAAUAAAUUUGGUGAUGAAGAUUAACAAUUAUUCUAUAUUUAUGUAAAAUUUUUGUUUUUAUGUUUAAUUAAUGUAUUUUAUGUUUAAUUAUUGUUUUAAUGUAAAUUUAUUGUAUUUUUAUGUUAAGUUAUGGAUUAAUUAAUGUAUUAAUUAAUGUAUUUUAUGUUAAAUUAAUGUAUUUUUUGUUUAUUUAUAUUUCAUUAAAAUAAAUAUUUUUUUUCCUAAGGAUUCUAACUUAAGGAUCACCAUUGUACACACAUUUUUAACAAGAGUCCUUAACUAUUCAAAAAAAAAAAAAAUUUAUUACUUUAAUAAUCCUAUGGACUCCGCAAUGAGUGCCACCAUUGUGGAUGCUCUUACGGUGGUUGUUUUAGAACCGUUCUCCUUUCUCUUUCGUACCUUUUUAUUAUUUACUUUAUUUUAUUUUUAAAACGUAUGUCAAAAACCUAGCGUUAAAGAUGCUUUAAAUUAAUGCUAAAAUUAUUUUAUUCAUUGUUCUUAUAUUCCUAAAUUUUCCCGUGUAAGGCUUUUUUGACUACAUGAAACUGUAUGGAUUAGUUGUCGGCUGAUUCAUUUUUCCUUGUACAUGAAAUUAUUUUAUUCAUUGUUUUUUACCCUUGUUUUUAUAUUCCUAAAUUUUCUCUAAGGGGGGCUUAUUGGAUUGAGGUUUUCAAAAGUUUUUUGGGAUUUUAGAUCUGCUAGAAUUUAGAUGGGAUUUAAAGAUUUUGGUGGGGUUUUGGAGAUUUUGGUGGGAAUUUAAAUAGGUGAUUUCGGUAGAAUUUAAAAAUAAAAUAACAAAACAACAUAAACUUUCCAAACUGUCGUCUUGUGUUGAUACUGAUUUAUUGUAACAGUACACAGGGAGAACCCAGUGAAAUCGAGCGUCACUCUCUACUUCUAUAGUUUUUUUUUAUGGUUUCACAAUGGUCCUCCGUGCUCAAUAACAUAAACAUGCCCAAUAGACUCCAACUGUGAUAUGAUCAAUAGACUCGAGAGUCACUCUCUACUUUAUUUACAUACUCUUCGUUUCCUCUGUGCUAUGAUCAAUAGACUCCGACUGAUUCCUGAGAUUUUGAUUAUCCUCAAGCAGCCUAUCAAUCUCCAUAAGAAACCAGCCAGCUUGUUUCUCAGAGCCUUUGUUUCAGCGUGUGCACUUUUCAGUUCUUAGCAUUUCCUUUCACUUUGAAAUUCUAGUUUCUUGAUCUUCGCCUUUAAAGAAGCGAUGUCUUCCCCAGGAGCUUUAGUUUCUUCCCCCCUCUUGUUUUUCCCGUUCUCAAAACCUCUGUUAUGUUUCUUUGAAGUCUCUAUUGUCUUCCUCAAUAACUGAAGCUCUCUUAUGUAAUUUGUAGUCAAUCAACCAUGAGCAAGAGAAAUAGCACAACCCUGAAUUAUAUAAUAUGACCAGUAACCAAUAAAGAAUCUAACCUUAAAGCAAAACAGAAGGUUAGUGAGGCAAUGAAGUGAAAUGUGAAGGAAAAAGUGAGAUAAUACUCCAACUGUAUAUCUACAUAUGGUUCGUUAAUUUACAUAUAUGUUUGCAAACAGUGGAUUAACAGCUGUGCGGAGCCUACAAUUGAUGACUACCAAAAAAACUCAACAUGAAGACAUUGCAUAUUAUCGACACUGUUCAAUGAAACUUCUAAACAAAGUUUAGACUUGGGUGUUACAUGGAUGCGUACACAACGCAUCAGAGUGAGAUGUGCCCUCAUUUUUCUUUUCUGGUUGUAACUUUUAUGAAUACAAAAUCCAAUUAGACUUUUAACAGACAUGAACCACUUGAUUCAUCGAGAAUCCGAGAUCAAAGUAUUCACCGGAAACUAUUAAUGAAGAGGUCUAUAAUUAAAAUAUUAAUACAGUUUCCGAAGUGACGAACCCAAUUCUCCUAUUUUGACUUCAUCUUUAUGGUCUUAUCAAUCCAACCCUUUGAACUCGUCGGAUUCUUCUCCGAUCACAUUCUACUUCUUCCAGGUGAAAGCUUCUAUUUCCGAUCGGCACAAAGCAGAUAACACUAGGAGGAGCCGACUCAAAAUUCCAGCAGCUUUUUAAUCGCCAUACCAGCAAUUCCAACUGGUUCCAUUACUUUCUCCAAUUUUUUAUCGCCAUUAAAAGUCUAAACGAAAAAAUGGAAGAACUGUUCUGUUUUAUCAAAAACCAUCUCAUAAGGUGGUAUUUGUCACAACUGGAUUUUCACUAUGAAUUACUUCUCAAACCAUCCCAAAUAACUUUUGAUAAAAUCCAUUGAUGAAAUUCUCAUUUUUCAAUAAGGGGGAAUUUUACGGGAUUUGUAUGAAUAACUAAUCCAAUAAGAGGGGAUUUAGUAGACUUUCUAUAAGUCCUUGAUUCAAUAAGGGGGGAUUUCAAGAAAAAAUAAAAUUCUUUCAAAUUCUCGGUUCAAUAAGCCCCACUAAGAAAAUUUUUAUUUAAAAUAUGGAUUAGUUGUCGGCUGAUUCAUUUUCGUUUUUCUCCCUUUUUUGACUACACGAAACUGUGAAAGCGUUUUUCCUAUAAAGUGAAAAUAAAAAACAACUCUCUCAUUCUUUACUUUCUGUUAACUGAACGUACUUUUGUUCUCGACAAGGAAUGAACCUAUUCAAUCGCACAUACAGUUUUUGUUACUCACUGGAUUUUUUCAGUGUUUGACCAAAUGUGAUAAUGAAUAAUACAUACAUAUAUUUUGAUACGACUGUUUGAUAAUCAUCAUCAUAUCUAUAUCUUCUGUUCUAUAUACAUUUAAUAAAAGAGGGAUCCAUUAGGAAUUGGUCAAAUGGAUUAACACUACAAGAAAACAGCAUAAUUCUGAUGGACAUUCUGACGGAAAAUGAGAUUCUCGGAAUAUUCCGACGAAUUUCCGAGGAAAUUCCGAGGAAAACCAAAAUUUGGGUUUCCUCGGCAUUUCUUCGAAAUAUACCGAUGAAAUACCGAGGAAAUAAUAUUCCUCGGAAAACACCGACGAAUAUCCGAGGAUAUAUUAUAGCCGCUACAGAGCCCUUGGGGGAUUUUAAAAAUUCCGAGGAAAUUCCGAGGGAUAAUAGGAUUUAGGUAUUUCCUCGGAAUUUCCUCGGAAUAGUCUGAGACAUUUCCGAGGAAGUAGGGUUUAUAAACC
Molecule: messenger RNA, 7580 nt
Organism: Brassica rapa (field mustard)
Lineage: Eukaryota; Viridiplantae; Streptophyta; Magnoliopsida; Brassicales; Brassicaceae
Product: putative nuclease HARBI1
Source: RefSeq, a predicted model, not a curated record